UUGUCCAUCUGCAAGAAUAUCAAAGUUUUUUGAAAUAUACUAUUUUAUCUAUGAUGAAACAAAAAUUAAUACCCAAGCUGCAAAUGAUCUUAUAGAAGAUUUAAUUGAAAAUAAUUUAUUUGGAAAUGAGGCAAUUGUUAAACAUGCUCAGAACUUUUCACAAGCAUGGACAAACAAUCCAAAAAAUAUAUAUGUUGUUCGUAAUACAGAUGGUGCAGACAAAUCAAAUCUGGUUCAAAAGCUAUUUUGGUCAGAGUUGUAUCCUAAAUCUAAAAAGCAAAAAAAUAGAUCUUCUUGGUGGGAUGGUUAUCAGAAAACUGGUGAAAUUAAAGGGAAGUCAUUUGUUCUAUUUUUAGCUAAAUAUAUUUUCAUGACUUCUUGUAAACCUGCAGAAAAAGCUUUUAAUUUUGGUCAAAGAAAUAUAGAUGAUAAAACAUCUACACAAUGUUCAGAAUCUGAUUUUUGUGGUAUACUUUGGGAUCUCAAAUAUGACAAAUGUAAGUAUACUACUAAAAAACUUAAAAAAAUUGUUCAAGAACUUAACAAAAAUGAACUAGAAGAAGUUAUAAUCAAAGAUAAUCAAGUUUAUUGGUGUCAAAUUUUUCCUGAAUAUAAAAAAUAUUAUUUACAAGAUUAUUCAUAUUGCAAAGAAUUAUCUGAUUAUAAACAACAAGUACAUAUAAAAGUUGAAUCAGAUGAUGAAAUAGAACUUGAUUAUGAUUCAGGUUCAUUACAAUUAAAAGAUCAAUAUUUUGAAAUUGAUAAUGAUAUAGAAAUUGAAUUAUCUAAACCUGAUUCUGAUAACAGUGAAUAUACUUUUUAA
Molecule: messenger RNA, 823 nt
Organism: Dentiscutata heterogama
Lineage: Eukaryota; Fungi; Glomeromycota; Glomeromycetes; Diversisporales; Gigasporaceae
Source: the annotation of a GenBank genome assembly